CCUGGAGGGAGAUGACUGGAUAUUCAAUACUGUCAGAAUGAGAAAGGAAGACAGAUGAGACCUAUGUGUAUGUAUGAGGGACAGAGAGAGACUAAGAUCCUGUAUACAAGAAGAGAAAGGGAGGGAAAGACUAGACCCUGUAUGCUGGGAAGAAAAACAUGAAGAAAAACUCCACUAGGAGUGGGAGAGAGCUAGAUUGCCUAGACCCUGUAUGCUGGGAGUGCAUGAGUGAGAUAGAGACCAGGCCAGACUGUUUGUACAGAGUGUGAGGGAGACAACAGGAUCGUAUACAGAGACAGACAGACAGACACUGUUAACUGCUACUGGGAAAGAGAAAGGACCUUGUUUACUUGACUUCAGAUGGUGAGUAGAGGAGAAGGAAAUGAUAGGCCUUGUGUUCUGGAGCUGACAGUUGGAAAGGUGGGGGGGGAGAGUUAGAAACCCUCUGCUCUGAAUUGUCAGAAAACAUAAAUGAAGCUUUUCUCUUAACCCUUCUUAAAGGUGGAAAGAAACAAAAAUCCAUUUUUUUUUUUGGUUGUGGACAGGCAGAAACAACAGGCUUACCAAAAUCUUCAGCUGCUGGAUACAAAUACUGCUAUUUGUAAAUGAAAUUACCCAGUGCAUAUUGUAGGAUUUACCACCUUGGGUUGACUUUGGUCAAUCCUAGCUUUGGUGAAACAACACCAUUUUUGUGACUAGUCAGAGCCAACAAGAAAUCCCUGGACCUCUGUAGAGUGUUGAAACUUCAGAACUCCAUUUCAAACAUCCUGAAGGGCUGAUUGCAACGAUGGAGGAGAGCAAAGAUAUUUCUGUGGUGCUCAGUCCUGACUUCUGUCCAAGUUUCCGACUGGGUUCCAGGAAGUUGUUGUCUGUGAUCCAGGAAACCUCUAUGUCUUUCUCCCCUGCACCUACAACUUCCCCUGACUGCGUAGUCAACAUGAGCAAUCUUAGUUCCUGCGAUGGUGAGACUCCAAAACGUUGCCUGAGCAUGUCAAAUCUGAGUAAUGGCAGUGAGACAUCAACAUCCCCAGAAUACAUAGGCAGAGGUUUAUGCCUCGACUCGCCUGGCCUAACUGAUGUACAACCAGAAUUCAAGCAGCCUGCAGGAAGAACACAGCCGCUUUUGCCCAAGGUCCUGUGCAGCAGCCCGAUGUUCAGUGAGUCUGGCUGUCGGAGCCCGGUUCAGGACCGUGUGGAUUUCCAAAGCCUCGGGUGCAACAAGGAAAAUGUGGACUUUGAGAUGGCGGGAACCAGCAGCCCUAUGUCGACGGAAUCCCUCAGGCUGGAUGACCACGCGAACGUCGAUGGCGUGUGCGAGGGGCUUUCGGAGCUGUUGCAGUGUGACACUGAGGGAAAUAAGAACAUGACUAUGUCGUCCAGCCUGGCUGCCCUUCUCACCAGCGAUAUCCUGUACCGGACAAUGGGCACGAACGCAGUGCCAGCCUGUAAGCAUAGGCCAGGCUUGUUUCGGUCGCCAUCCAUGCCAGAGAGGCUCCACAGGCCUUUCCUGAAAAGACUGGAGCGAGCUCAGGAAAUGGACUCUCCAGUGAAGACUAAGCGGCAGAAGAGUUUGGACAGCCCCCUGGAGGAUGAAGAUGAGGAUCAGGAGAGGAGGGGAAACCGACCCUUGAGACAGUCCAUGACCACCUGCAAUGUUGAUGUGACCAAGGUUCUUGAGGAGAGGAAUGCUACAGAGCUGAUUGGAAACUUUUCCAAAAUAUAUGCAUUGCCCACAGUAAUGGGUAAGCAUGGCGAUUUGAAAUACAUCUCUCCAGAAACGAUGGCGAAGGUUCUACAUGGAGAGUACAAUCACCUUUUGGAAGAUUUCCACAUCGUUGACUGCCGCUACCCUUAUGAGUUUAAAGGAGGUCAUAUCCGGGGUGCCCUGAACCUUCACAAAGCUGAUGACUGCAUCGACUAUUUCUUCCGGAAGCCUGUGGUCCCCAAAUCUGACAGCAAGAGGUUGAUCGUCAUUUUCCACUGUGAAUUUUCAUCGGAGCGCGGACCGAAGAUGUGCCGCUUGCUGCGGGAAGAGGACAGAAAUCUGAACGAAUACCCAAACCUGUACUAUCCAGAGCUCUACAUACUGAAAGGAGGAUAUAAGGCUUUCUUUCCUCAGUUCAUGAAUUAUUGUGACCCUCCAACGUACUGUCCCAUGGACCAUGAAGACUUCCAGGAGGAGAUGCUGAAGUUGCGGAAAAAGAGCAAGUCCUGGGCGGGAGAGCGUCGGAGGCGGGAGCUCAUCUCCAGAUUGAGGAAGAUGUGAUUGGCUGAGAAGAACACCCGAUGGGACCCCCUCUUGCCUUUUCGAUUUGCACUGUCCUUUCUACAGUUGCCCUCAGCCUGGCACCAAACCGCUGCUGAUCUUCCAAUUCUCGAGUGACUCAACACGGCUGAGAAAGGUCUCUAUGGCCAUCUGAAUCCCUCAACAUCAGAAAGCAGGAGGAUUAUCACCAUGAGUAGAAUUGGAACAAAAUGGAUUUGGAAAAUCAAGAGUUUUUUUGUUGUUUUAAAGCUGCUAUUUGUUUCAAAGAAAUGUAUUUUAGGGAUAACCUUCAUAGUAGAAGCUCCUAUUUCUUGACCUUUUUUGGUGGUGUUCUUUCUCCCCUACCCCCUUGGUCAGCACAGAUUGGUAGCCUUCACCAAUGCAUUGCCCUGCUGUACAUUCCCAAUUUUACAAUCCAGUUAGGAUCUCCACCUCUUUCCCCUUCCGCUCCGCAGGCAGGAUUACAACGCUGGGAUCUGCCAGUUGCAGUAGACUUGCCAUGAGCAGAUGCUGCCCAACCAUAUUUGUUGUAUUCUGUCCCUUCACAAGAACAAUUCCAUGUGGUGCCUGCCCCUGGAUCCCCUCAGAACACCCUUGGUAGAUGAGUGUCAUGCAAAGAGCAGUGACUGAGAUGGGCUGCUAUCUCAGUCCUGCUUUUCAGUGUAUCGCACCAUCAACAAAGUGGUAGCUUUCUGUACCUGACCACUAUCCAAGUGAGAAGAUCUGAAUAAGACGACGCUCAGCUGCCAUCUGAACACUAAGCAGGAAGAUUUAAAAACAAAGUUGGAAAUUCUCAGCGGAUCUGACAAAACCCUCUUUUUUGAGCCUUGUGACUUUUGUCAGUUUCAUAAGAACUGCCUCGCGAGGUUAAUUUUGUUUCUCCCCCUCUCUGAAGAAGCUGUCAGACCUGCUGAGUUUCUCCAGCUUUCUCCGUUUGCUUCAGAUUUCCAGCAGCUGAGAUUUUUGCUUUCCGCUAUGGAGAAAGGUCCGAGCGGGCUGCCGUGAGAAGGUGAUGUGGCCGGGCUUGAGCUGUGAUGGUUUGACAGUGAAGGACCCCAUCAAAAGGGCAACACUCCCCUGCUGGCUUGGUCAAUAACAAUGAAUGCAAUACAGCCCUUUGCUUCCCAGCAGUGAUGUACUUGCCCUGCCUGCAUGUACCAGCAUGUAUUCCCAGUCCAAUAUCCAAAAGACUAUAUCAGUAUCAGUGUAAGGCUCUUACAACAGCACACUGGCUUCCAUGGCUUUGAUAUGAAUGAAAUUGCUAGAAUCUUGACUUUCUUGCCAUAAGAGCUCUGUUUUCUGCCUCCAGGUACAGAAAGCUAAAAAGAAUUGUGGUCCUAAUUACCAAAAAUGGCUAACAAGGCUAACUUUUUAAAAAAAAAUUUAAAAUCCUUUUUGUUUUCUAGCCGCCUCAUCAUCCUCCUGAAGUUGCAUCUCUUGCUACGCUAGCAUUAGCCCCCUGUACAAGUACCCAUUCUCGCUCAGGACUGGGGAUCGUGUGGAACGGUUCUGCUCCAUUGUCAAAGUUGCUUUUUUUUUCCUCAGGGUGGUGGGGGUUGGAAUUUGUUCCUGUCUUCUGUUGGCCAAUGAAUUCUUGCAAAACUCACCUGGAUAGCGAACGCUCAUUUUCACAGUUUCCUGAUGCUCCUGCACUAUCCCAAAGCUUAAGUGUCAGAAUAAUGCUGGAGAUCCAACUGCCACCUUGCGAAAUCGCAAGAACUGGGUACAUUCAGAACCCUCUUUGCCUUUUAAAUCACUUAGGAGCCUUUGGAAGGGUCAGAUUUUACUGUUGUAUUUAAACCCAUGUAAACUAGGCUAGUGACUAGCAGCUUGAUUCUAGUUUUUAACCUGGAAAUUGAUUUUUUUUAUACUUGAAGGAGCACAGCUCAAAGGGUUUUUAUUUGAAGAAAAAAGUAAUGUAGCAUAAGUUUUUUUUUCCAAGUUUUAAUAAUGUAAUCUUUUAUUUCAAGGGAUACAUGUUACAGUCAUGUUAAACGGGCUGUGCUAAUGAGUAGGAUGCUGACGGUGGGGUGGGGAGAACUGUUCUGAAAUGAUGCUGAUUCAGAAUAACCAGACAGAAGAAGUGUGUGUAAAUUAGAUUGAGGUAAGGUGUGUUUGCCUGGUUAAUGGCCGAUGGAAAUACUUGUGGCAUUGUCCACUUCUCUUUGUUAGUAUCUAUUGUUCGGGGAAACCACAUUAGGUGCCUCUAAAUAAAACAUACAGCAGCCCAUUGCUGUUGGGAAUCCAUCUUCUCCUGUCACACCUGUCUCCCUGCCAAUAGUGAGAGCACAGCUUCAGCAGUGCUAGCUCCAGCCAGUAUGGUUAAAACUCUUGAGCAACAGUAUUAAUAUUCAACUUAGAAGAUUACACAAAACAUGCUUUGAAUCAUUUCACGUAAACUAGAUCUUGAUCAGGUAGUAGACAUUUUCCCAUACGUGGCAAUGAUUACUUUCCAUGGAAAAGUUCAGGAUGUGUCUUUGCUGGGAACUAUGAUGUAGUUGAUCAGAUCCUGUGACCUAUUGGUGCUAUGGGACAUUAAGCAUUAAAUGACUUUCCCGAUUGUGCCUGCCAGCGCACAGUCUGCUUAUUUCUUCAUCCAGAGUCGACAUCCAUGACAUCUUCCUGCAUUGCCUUUGGACAUGCAUCAGAGUCAGAGGUCUCUCAGACACGUGUGUUAUUCCUGAGACCAUGUGUUUGCUUAGGGGCAGGUUCCCUUCUCUUGAGUUCACCUCGCCCUUUGUGAUUGGACCAUCUCCAGGACAGUGUUUGGUUUCAGAGUGACUGUUUUGAAGCCAGUGGAGUGAUCUCGCUCUCUAACUGAGAUUGUGAUAUCCAUGAUGAAAGGAGCAGAGUCCGGGUCAAACAUGGUCCUCGUGGACCAGUGGUACCUAGCUAGAAAGUGAUUGAAUGCAAAUAGUUGUCUCUGUUUGAGUGAUAACUAUCCUCUCAACCACAUCCUUUUGUCCCUUAGAAAGAAAAGGACAUCUUACUUCAAAACAUUCUAAAGCUUUAUAAUCAACUUGCUAUCUCUGUAUUGCUGCCUGAGGUUUUUUAAAUAUUGUAUUGUAGUUCCUACAUUUUAAGUCAGUGCUACACAUUUGGUGUAAUCUUCAGUAAAUACAGUUUUUGUUGAUCUUUCUUAUGUGGUUGUCAAUUUUCUUUUUUUUUUACUCUUAAUCCUCCUUUUAAUUGUCACUGGCUUUAUAAAAUAUCACGCUCAUAAUCUCCAGUGUCCCUGUUUGAUGCAAUACUGAGCCAGUUCGAGCCAUCGGAUGCCUGCCAGUUAUUCAAUUCUAUAUCUGUGUAAACUAUUUUAAUUUAAAUGUAACUUUCAG
Stegostoma tigrinum is the source of this 5601-nucleotide messenger RNA. RefSeq names its product M-phase inducer phosphatase 1-B-like. Gene Ontology annotation, cellular component: nucleus; cytoplasm. Bases 788 to 2266 code for a protein of 492 amino acids. The record is from RefSeq and is a predicted model, not a curated record. NCBI's taxonomy places the organism in Eukaryota, Metazoa, Chordata, Chondrichthyes, Orectolobiformes, Stegostomatidae. The transcript is spliced from 15 exons. Gene Ontology annotation, molecular function: protein tyrosine phosphatase activity. Gene Ontology annotation, biological process: G2/M transition of mitotic cell cycle; protein dephosphorylation; positive regulation of G2/M transition of mitotic cell cycle.